This is a messenger RNA of Schistosoma rodhaini, 2994 nucleotides long. The record is from the annotation of a GenBank genome assembly. Lineage: Eukaryota; Metazoa; Platyhelminthes; Trematoda; Strigeidida; Schistosomatidae.
UUAUUUUUAAAAUCAAUAUUUUCAAGAAAUACACUGAAUAAGUUCCUUUUUUCAGCAGAAAUGAAUACUGAAUACGUUACCGCUGGAAAAAAAUAGAGUACUAAAUAGAUACUUUAAUUUAUUGUACUUUGAAAAAUACCUUCUUUUCAUGAGUCCUGGAUUUCUUUCCAAGAGUAUGUCCAUAACUAUAAUUCUUAUUAGUAUUUAUAUUUUGUACUCUCUUUUAACCAAGACAAACUUAAAAUGAAGAUUCAAAUCCAGCUUAUAACUAAAACAGAAUAACAAAUGGCAUCAAUUAAAAUAAGAAACUAUCAUUCUCAUAAAUAUUUCAGUAAAUUAUAAAUAUAUUGCCCAACAGUUUAAGCAAUGUAACAAACAAAUAAAACAGGUGAAUUAUGUCAUUGAAUCCCGUUAAAACUAUGUAACUUAAAGGGUUUUGACUCAGGAAUUUAAACACUUAACAUUCAAUAGCCGAUUUAAUUUUGGAAAAUCAGGCCAUCUCACUCUUUUACUUCAUCCAAAUCAAGUGCUGUUUCAAAAGAGAUAAAUGAUCAAAUAAACGCAACCAAUGGAUAGAUUUUCUUCGAAAAUCGUACUUGACUGAGAUAAAUAAAUAUGUAUACAAACAGCUCACUCCAAAAAAAUAGAAGAGAUAUGUAUGAAUGCCGAAGGAACAAGCAUCUUUCUUUUGAUAAAAAUUCUAAACAAAAUUUGCUCAAUUCUUCUUUACCAAUACAAUUGGAUAAUGUUGAUCAUUACUAUUAUGAAUUAAUGAAAUUGUGUUCAACAUCAAAAAAUUAUGAUAAAAAUUCUAAAACCUCUGAUUUUUAUUGCCAGAAACCACUUACUAACACUUUUAUGAGUAGUAAUUCAAAUUAUUCAGCAGAAUUUCAAAAUUCACAUUUACUCUGUUGCCUCUGUUGUAGUGAACAUAGUAUUGGUAAUCCUGAUAAAAGUGUUGUCCAUUAUUUGAACAGUUGUUGUAAUUCACAAAAAUUACAACGUAUUAUACAUAAUCUAAUAUUGAUCUUAUUAGGUAUUUCAAUAGUUUUAUCUAUAAUACUCUCUUUACUAGGUAUUUUUUUAAAUUAUCGUACUUGUUUAACAGCUGGUUGUAUUCUAGGCAUAGCGAGUUUUGGUGCGUUAUUACACAGUUGUUUAAGACAUCGUGCAUUACCAAAUUCAUCAAUACCAAUUAUAUUGGGUCAAUCAUAUAUGCAUCCUGUAGUGAAUAAUAUACCAUUAUCAAUGAAUAAACUUUAUAGAAAACAUCAACAAUUUGCUCAAAGACACCGACAACUGCUAAAUUACGAUUAUUCAAGGAAUAAUUUAACCAAACAUUCAUAUUUUACACCCACAGAUGGUUUUUAUACUAACGACCAGGAUUAUAAUAAUUCUAAGAAUAAUCAUGGUAAAAAUAUUCCAAUAAAGUGUAAAAGAAAUCUAGAUAAAUUAUGCUAUACUACUUAUCAAACUACCACUGAUGUGGAGUACAAUCAUUCAGGUAACGAAAGAAAUAUGGAAUGUUCAAGUGAAUCAUCAUCAAUACCAUCAAUGAAAUUGUCAGUAACAACUGUAUCAGGAGACUUAGUAGAGACGACAUCAGUAACAACAACAACAACAACAACAACAAUAAACACAGUAGCCUCGUCACAAAAACGCAGUGAUGAUAAUAAUAACAUCAAUAAACAAAACAUAUCUCUACACAAGAAUCCAGUGAAGUGUGAUGAUAACAAAUCAAUAACUUUUAUUGAAUGUGGAAUUUGUCGACCCAGUUCAUCAUAUCCCACGGAUUACGAGUAUCAAAGAAAUCAUAUGGAUUAUACUCAUUCAAACAAUUUAGUCGAUGAAUCAAAGAAUUAUGUACCAAGAUACUCUUCACCGUGUUCUUCCACUAAAGCUACUAAUGUACAACAACUACAGUUCAGGUAUUCUGAUUCACGUGAUUUAAGUUUAUCAUCAGAAAUUAAGGCAGAAUCACAAGAUCAAAUCAAACGUGUGAAACCCUUUCAAAAAAACACAUUUACUCAUAUACAACCCAAUUCUUUAAAUUCAUGCAACAUUGAAGUUGAUAAACAGUUUCAUCCAUAUUAUUCUGUAAAUUCAUCAGUUGAUGGAAAAUCAAAUCUUUUCAUUCAUAAUACUCAUAUUAAUGAACAGCCGAAACAUUUAAACUCUUUUAUGAUUUAUCCAAAUUCUAAAUCAAGAAAUAAAAUAAUUUUAAGAAAUUAUCUAAAUUUAUUGGAUGGAUUAUAUCGUCAUGUAAAUCAUUCACAGAGACCAAACUAUUCUAAUGAUCGUUCUAAUGAAGAAUACAACAGUGAUAUAUUUGGUCCACGUGUAUGGCUAAGUUGGAAAAAUUGGAUAGAUAAAUAAUGGAACUAGUUUCUUACCAUCAUUAUAUAUGUAUCCAUCAGUGUAAUGUAUCGACAAACUAGUUAAAAGAUGUAUAGUGAAUUAAACUUAGUUGAAGAAUUAUUAGAAGCUGGACCAAAGAUACUAGAUAACUGUUGUCACACAUAUACAGUAUCUCAUCAGUGUAUGCAUACAUUUCGUCCAAUUUGGCAUACAUCUCUAUAUUGUUUAAGCUCACAAUACCACCGAAUGGUUUAUCUGUAUUAAUUAAGAGACGUUCGCUAUGAUCCAACAGUUGUUUGAAGUAAUCCAGUAUACCAAUCUGUGUUUAGCUUUAUAGUUCAUUAUUAAUUUCCUGGAAUAGUUGACUGAACAACAGAAAUUAUUCGUAAUAUAUAUUCAAAGAUAAAAGUCAUGAUCAUCUGAUUUUGUUAAUUACAAACUUCAUCACAACUACAACAGCAUAACCUUCAGGAUUAAUAUUUAGUCCAUGGUAUAUACUUUAACAAAUAUUUUCCCAUAAAUUUUUAUUUUUAAUGAAAUAUAAUCCGAAUCUAUUUUUUUCUUGGUAACUUUUUACUAAAUUACUUUUCGUUUUAAGGUUUAUUUGAAUACUUAGAUGUCAGACAGGGAAAUGGU